GCUCUCAGUAUGUGUAUAUAACUCUGAUGGUGUAACCUGGUUCCAUCAGCAACGUCGGGUCCUCUCUCUGACCCACAGCCACAGACAUGACGCCCUCUCUGGGAUGGCUCUCAGCCCUGGUCGCGGGGUUUUUCUCCGCUCAUGUGCUGCAGAAACUCUGCUUCCCGUACUUCUGGAGGGACCUUGUGUUUCUGCUCAGGGUGAUCAGAUACGGGGUGACCGUGGAGCUGUUUAAGCUGAGAUCCAGCGUGCGCACGGUUCUGGACCGGUUCAUCCAGCAGGCGCAGCGCGUCCCGGACAAACCUUUUGUCAUCUACGAGGGAAGCGUGCACACCUACGGGGACAUCGAGAGGCGCAGCAACAGACUGGCGCAUGUGUUCCUGGAGAAGGUGAAGUUGAGGAAAGGAGAGUGCAUUGCCUUGCUCAUGAGCAACGAGCCCGACUUCCUGAACGUUUGGUUCGGGUUGUCCAAGGUGGGCUGCUCGGUGGCUUUCCUGAACAUCAACAUAAAGUCCAAGUCUCUGCUGCACUGCGUGAACUGCUGCGGGGCCAAGACUCUGAUAGUUGGUGCAGAUCUGGUGGACAGUAUGAACGGGAUCCUCAGCAGCCUGCAGGAGGACAACAUCCAGGUGUGGGCCAUGAAGAGCCACAGCGAGCACCCGCACGUGCACACUCUGCUGGAUAAGGUGCAGGACGCCUCCGAGCUGCCGGUGCCAGCAGCGCUGCGGGCCGUCACCUCCGUCAAAACCCCCAACCUGUACAUCUUCACCUCUGGAACCACGGGACUCCCUAAGGCUGCAGUGAUCACUCACCUGCAGAGCCUGAAGGCGGCAGCGGGGUUCUGGGCGUUUGGAGCGACCAAAGAUGAUGUCAUGUACGUCCCUCUGCCGCUCUACCACAGUGCUGCCUCGCUCAUCGGGAUAGGAGGAACCAUAGAACUGGGUGCUACCUGCAUCUUGAAGAAGAAGUUCUCUGCCUCCCAGUUCUGGAACGACUGCAGGAAACACAACGUGACGGUCUUCCAGUAUAUCGGUGAACUCUGCAGGUACCUCUGCAACCAGCCUCAGACAGAGGAGGAUACGGUCCACAAGGUGCGGAUGGGCGUGGGGAACGGGCUGCGGCAGGACGUCUGGCGACAGUUCCAGAGUCGCUUCGGGAACGUGAAGAUGUGCGAGGUGUACGGCUCCACGGAGGGAAACCUGUGCUUCAUGAACCACAUCGGGAAGAUCGGGACGGUGGGCCGCUCCAACUUCUUCUACAGACUCCUGUUCAAGUAUGAUCUAAUAAAGUAUGACAUGGUGAAUGAUGAACCAGUGAAGGAUCAGCAUGGUUUCUGUCAGCCAGUGAAAAAGGGUGAGACGGGGCUUCUACUGUCCAAGGUGGGCGCCUUGAGCCCGUUCUUCGGCUACGCUGGAAGCAAGCAGCUGACUGAGAGGAAGCUGAUGAGGAACGUCUUUGUGAAGGGAGACGCAUACUUCAACAACGGCGACCUCAUGGCAGAAGACCAGGAGGGCUUCAUCAGUUUCAAAGACAGAGUGGGGGACACCUUCAGGUGGAAGGGAGAGAAUGUAGCCACGACAGAGGUGACGGAGACUCUGGGGCUGGUGGAGUUUAUCCAAGAAGUCAACGUGUAUGGAGUGGAAAUUAAUGGGAACGAGGGCAGAGCAGGCAUGGCAGCCAUGAUCGUCAGACCGGGCUUCACCUUCGAUGGGAGCAAACUGUUCGAGCAUGUGAUGAGAGAUCUACCGGCCUACGCUCGCCCUCUGUUCAUCAGGCUUCAGGAGGAGAUGGAGAUGACGAGCACCUUUAAGCAGCAGAAGUUCCAGCUGGUGCAGAGCGGCUUCAACCCCUCCACCAUCUCCGACCCCCUGUACGUGUUGGACUACCAGCAGCAAAGCUACGUUCCCCUCACAGACUCCAUCUACCACAGCAUCCUCGCCGGGGAGCGCAAGCUAUAGACAACCCCCCCCCCCCCCCCCACAGUGUGGAGAACAUGAACUGUACAUGCAGCACGUUGUAAUAGAACCUGAGGGCCUGCAGCCAAUGGUUCACUGAAGACUGAAGGAAAGCGUCUAGAGGAGGAACACCUGAGCACUAACGUCCAAUGAGAUUCUUCUUCAACAUCAUAUAACUUCUUUUUUUACCCCCCUACACCUUCAGCUGAAACACUGUGCUUAUAACCAGAAAGAAACCCCUUCAUUUAAUGGAAACACUACAGAAAAACACCUACAUUAAAAGGCCUUCAUACAUGAAAUAUAUAUAUAUAUAUAUAUAUAUAUAUAUAUAUAUAAAAUGUGGUAUAAAGGUUGACGUAAGGGGUCUAAAUUAUUUUCAGCUGCUCAGUUGUGAUUAGGCUUCAUUGGUUUACUAAUUUUGGGCCAAAUUAAUGGAUAAAUUAUUGAUAAGAACAAAUGAAGGUACUGUAAAUUAUAUAAAGCAGUGUUGGUUGUCUUUCUAGAUGAAUUAAAGGGGUACAUUGUCCUUUAAAAAGUUCCCUUUAAGACAUUUAGUGCCUUAAUUUCAUUAGUUCUUUAAGAUGAAUGAAUGGCUUUUUGAUUUACACAACUUCAUAGUUUAUAAACCUAAAGAUGGACUCCUGUUUUUCCACUGAUUUGACUUUAAAUGUCCACAUUAUAUCGACCAAUCACAGCACACACUGUAUUUCAUUUUCCAUGAAACACAACGGUUGUAUUUUGUCUCGACAUUGAGAUUAAUUUGCCAUAUCAAAUGUUUCUGAUUCCAGAAUUUAUUUAUUUAUUUAAUUUGUGUUUUCUUUCCUUAAUUUUUUCUUAUAGAAUGGGAGGAUGAAACCCUCUUCAUUGUCACAUACAUGCACACAGCAGAGCACACACAGUGAAAUUGGUCCUCUGCAUUUAACCCAUCCUAGUUCUAGGAGCAGCGGGCAGCUAUCAUGCUCCCGGGAAUUUGUGCUGCUACAGACAUUUUAGUGCAAUUAAAGGUCUUUAAAAUAGAUGCUAAUUCAGGGAGGGCUGACCACAAUGAGCUUACUGUUUCCAGUGUCCAUCCACAGCUAAUGUAUUAUAUUACCACUGCUAUAGGAGCGAGUAGAAAGCAAACACACAGACAGAGACAUGCGGUCAAACAGCUAACAUUAAAGGUCCCCUAUUAUGCAAAAUCCACUUCCUCAUGUCUUUUAUCUAUAAAUGUGUGUCCCCUGUGUCACAAUGUUUUUGGCUUGUGCAACCAUUAGCUUUUAACCAACCAAGGUCACCUGAUCACCUGGAUCUCCUCCUAGAGCGCCAUUGUGUUUUUUUUAACCAAUCACGUCUCAGAGGGGGCGUGGCCAGCAGCAGCUCAUUAGCAUUUAAAGCUACAGACACAGAAUCAGCACUUUAGGAACAGGGCUGAAACAAUGAUAUGUUUGGUGUUUCAGCCAAUCAGAGACAGGCUCUGUAAAUAUCUGAGGCUAUAUUGAGUAUAAUAGGGGACCUUUAAGCGAUAUGUAUGUCAUGUACAGUAAGUGCAGCACUGAAGCCUUUCAUGCACACAGAGGAAUUAUUACAGACUUUUAUUUUUGGGUCUUUCACUUUUUAAUGUUUCCGAUCAUGUGUGUAAACAGAUAAACUGCGUCUGUUGUUGUUGACAUGUCAGACAUUGUUGUAGUGGAGCAAAUUGAACAACCCGAGAAACUGAGACCACAUUUUUCACCUGUCUGUCUUUGUGCUGAAGACACGGAUAUAAAUUAAAAGUGAAUCUGAA
Messenger RNA from Eleginops maclovinus (Patagonian blennie), 3720 nucleotides. It is a transcript of the gene slc27a6, whose product is annotated as solute carrier family 27 member 6. NCBI's taxonomy places the organism in Eukaryota, Metazoa, Chordata, Actinopteri, Perciformes, Eleginopidae. Gene Ontology annotation, molecular function: long-chain fatty acid transmembrane transporter activity; long-chain fatty acid-CoA ligase activity. The transcript is spliced from 10 exons. The record is from RefSeq and is a predicted model, not a curated record. The coding region runs from base 87 to 1958 and encodes 623 amino acids.